This is a messenger RNA of Arabis nemorensis, 756 nucleotides long. The record is from the annotation of a GenBank genome assembly. Lineage: Eukaryota; Viridiplantae; Streptophyta; Magnoliopsida; Brassicales; Brassicaceae.
AUGACUACCGGCGAGACACUACGAAUCUCUUUUACCCUCCGGCGUUUGUGUCUUUCACAAUCGGUGGUAAGACUCUCUCACCGUAGGUUGCUUCCUCCCCCGCUUAACACCCUUCACCCACCGGACCCUCCAGUACCUCCCGACCCGCCGGAUUUUUGUAACGGAAAAGGUCUCGACUCUUAUCAAAUUCCGGUCACGGUCUCGGUCAAAUUUUUCACAUCUUCCCGGCGAGAUAAAUCCUUGGAUCCACCAGCACCACCGUCCAUCACAGGCUGGGUCGUACUCCCGACGACGGCGACACUGUAUCCUGAUUUCCUUUGCGCCGACCCCUCUUUCACAGUCAUAUCCAUCGUAGCCGGCGUCAAGAUUUGCAAACCUCUUGGAAAGGCACUUGUGUGCAAUCUGGGCUUGGCCCAUCACGUGGAUUCUAUGGGCCCAACGAAGAAAAAUGGAAGUGAAGGCCCAUAUCACUUACCCAAUAUCCGGUCAGGUUCUAGUUUCUUCUGGAUUUUGAUUAUUGUAAUAAACACAAUGUUGGCUUUAUCAUGGAUGUGUUUUGAGCUAGAUACCUUCUCUGUUGUGAGUAGGUCAAAGUUUUCUGGAUUCUCAAAUCCUGUAAUUUCUUCCUUUUUGGAGAGAACUCGAUCACCUUUCCUUCUCCUGGUGAGAGUAAGGUUCGUCUCGGAUUUAACUCCGAUCAAUUCCCUAACCAUCAUGAGGAAACUCGGAGGUAUGGGUAGUCUUCCAAAGCCAUGA